This is a messenger RNA of Chrysochloris asiatica (Cape golden mole), 2022 nucleotides long. RefSeq names its product interleukin 12 receptor, beta 1 (gene IL12RB1). Gene Ontology annotation, molecular function: cytokine receptor activity; protein binding. NCBI's taxonomy places the organism in Eukaryota, Metazoa, Chordata, Mammalia, Afrosoricida, Chrysochloridae. Gene Ontology annotation, biological process: immunoglobulin mediated immune response; cytokine-mediated signaling pathway. The record is from RefSeq and is a predicted model, not a curated record. Gene Ontology annotation, cellular component: external side of plasma membrane. Bases 1 to 2022 code for a protein of 673 amino acids. The transcript has 16 exons.
AUGGGUGGGUAUGCAGCUGGAGCCUGUGAAGCCAACAGAUGCUGUUUUCAGGACCUGCCAUACGUGGACACAGACUCAGUCUCAGCCUCGGGACCCCGGAACCUGAGCUGCUACCGGAUCUUCAGCACUGGCGGCUAUGAGUGUACCUGGCAGUAUGAGGGCCCAUUGACCGGGGUCAGCCACUUCCUGAGGUGUUGCCUUAGCCCCCGGCACUGCUGCUACUUUGAAAUGGGCUCAGCCACCACGCUGCAGUUCUCCGAUCAGGAUGGAGUGCUUGUGCUCAGUGUUGUCACGCUCUGGGUGGAGUCGCGGGUCGAGAACAGGACAGAAAAGUCACCUAAGAUUUCUCUGCAGCUCUACAGCUCAGUUAAAUACGAUCCUCCUCCCAGUGACAUCAGGGUGUCCAGGGCAGCAGGUAAAUUGCUCAUGGAGUGGAAGACCCCAGUUCACCAGGAUGGUGCUGAGGUACAGUUCCAGCACCGGACGUCUGGCCGCCCCUGGAAGUUGGGUCACUGUGAACCUCAGGAUGACGCUGGCUUAGAGUCCUGCCUCUGCCCCCUGGAACAGGAUACAGUCCAGGAAUUCCAGCUGCGGCGGCGGAGGCGGCUCAGGUCCGAGGCCCCAGCAGGUCCCUGGAGCGAGUGGAGCAGUCCCGUGUGUGUCCCUGCUGCAGUCCCCCCCCAGCCCAAGAUGAAUUGCUCAGUGAAGUUACUUGGCCCAGAUGGGAGGAGGCGGCUGACCCUAAAGGAGCAGACACCACCCGAGUUUGAGCUUCCUGAAGGCUGCCGUAAUGCACCCAGCAUGGAGGUAACGUACCUCAUUUACCUGCACAUGCUGUCCUGCCCAUGCCAGGCCAAGGCCACCAAGAUUCUGCCCCUGAAGAGAAAGCUCAUCCUCUCAGGUGCUGCCUACAAUGUGACUGUCAUCUCUCAGAAUCUUUUUGGUCCUGGCCUCAACCAGACUUGUCUCAUUGCUGCUGACAACCACACAGAAUCCGUGGCUUUGAAUAUCAGUGUUGGAGCCCAGGAGACCACAAUGCACUGGGCAGGCAAGGCCCAGUCCACUUAUUGCAUUGAGUGGCAGCUCUAUGACCAGGACAAGAGCUGGGCCACCUGCAACCUGGUGGAUCCGCAGGCCCUGGAUGCAGCUGGAAUGGUUACCCACAGCUGGAGCCGAGCACCAGGGACAGCGGAGCAGGAGGGGUGCUAUCGGAUCACCAUUUUUGCCUCUGAGCACCCGAAGAAGCUCGCCUUUUGGUCCAUGGUCCUAUCUACCUACCACUUCUGGGGCAAUGCCUCAGGGGCUGGGAUCCCGGAGCAUGUCUCAGUGAAGAAAUAUGGUAAAAACAGUGUAUCGGUACACUGGACAAAGUCACUGCUGAGCUCCUGUCCUGGCAUCCUGAAGGGACAUGUUGUGAGCUGUCGGAAUGAGGACAACAGCCAGGAGACAGAGCACACAGUGAAUGCCUCAGAGACUCAGAUCACCCUCCGUGACCUGCAGCCCGGUGUAACCUACACGGUGCGGGUUCGAGCAGACACAGUGUCAACACGCGGCGCUUGGAGCAAGCCACAAUGGUUCCACAUUGAAGUACAGGUCUCGGAUUUUUUCAUUUUCCUGGUGUCGCUGGGCAGCUUCAUGGGCAUUCUCAUCCUGGGCAUCUUCGGGUACUUAAGCCUGAAAAGGGCCGUGAGGUGCCUGUGCCCACCCUUGCCCACACCCUAUGCCAGUACUGCUGUUGAGUUCUCUGGCAGCCAGGGGAAACAGGUUUGGCAAUGGACCAAGCCAGAGAGUUUCUCAGAAGAGGCACCCACACAAGAGGCCCUGGUGGUGGAGACCUUCUGGGACAAAAGCGAGGGGAAUGAACUGGAUACAACUUGGUCUCUUGAGGAGCUAGCCCCUGAGGCCCAGGCUGAGGCUCCGGGGUCCAACAGACAGGGUGGUCUGGCGGAGGAGCAGCCACUGCUCGUAAAAGAUCUAAUGCAGAGUCUUAGACUCGGAGACACUCAGCACGUGGAGGCCUGA